Messenger RNA from Solanum verrucosum, 1268 nucleotides. RefSeq names its product PLASMODESMATA CALLOSE-BINDING PROTEIN 1-like. The transcript is spliced from 4 exons. Bases 118 to 1029 code for a protein of 303 amino acids. The record is from RefSeq and is a predicted model, not a curated record. Lineage: Eukaryota; Viridiplantae; Streptophyta; Magnoliopsida; Solanales; Solanaceae.
CUUCACAGCUUACAUUUCUAGUGCUUCUCUUCUUUGAGAAAACUACUAUUAUUCUCAUCGCAAACAAACUCUCUCAUAGAAAACAACAAGUAUAGAAAAUCUAUUGAACAAGUAGCUAUGAGAAUUUCUUGCUGUUUCCUCUUUUGCCUCUUGAUUUUUUCAGGUACAAGCAUUGCAGACAAGCAUCCCACAGAAGCCAUCAGGAAAAGCAAAAAACUUGCAUUCCAAGAGGAGGACAUUGCCAUUUCACCUUCCAUGUAUUCUGACCAGCUAGAUGUUCCCAUUAUUAAUCCAACAACCCCAGGUACGACAUAUCCAGACCCCACGAUGGAUAGUCCACCACCACCAUCUACCACACAGCCUAUCACGAACCCUAGUCCAUUCAUGAAUCCUAACCCAAACCCAAAUCCUAAUCCUAACCCGAACCCAAAUCCUAAUCCUAACCCAAAUCCUAAUCCUAACCCAAACCCAAACCCAAGCAACAAUCCGGGGCCAUCUACUGGGGGGACUUGGUGUGUAGCCAGCUCCACUGCUUCAACAACUGCUCUGCAAGUAGCACUGGACUAUGCAUGUGGCUUUGGAGGUGCAGAUUGUUCAACUAUUCAGUCUGGUGGAAGCUGCUACGAACCAAACACAAUUAAAGACCAUGCUUCCUAUGCUUUCAAUGACUACUACCAAAAGAAUCCAGCACCCACAAGCUGUGAUUUUGGAGGAACAGCACAGCUUACUAAUACUGACCCAAGCUCUGGGAACUGUCACUAUGCAUCAUCAAAAUCAACCCCUACCACACCACCUGCACAGCCACCCCCUACCCUGCCACCUCCUUCUCUGCCACCUCCAACUCCAAGCACUAUGACGCCCGUAAAUCCAUACACCCCAGGUGGCCCGAAUGGUUUUGGUUCUGAACCAACAGAUUAUGGUGCAGAACCAACAGGUACCCCAAGUGGAGCAGAUAAUUUAUCAAGCAACUUCCAGUUUCUCUUCGCCAUGGCCUCUUUCCUGGUGGCAGUUACAGCAAUUCAAUUCUAAACAGAUUGGGCAAGACAUUGUUCACAGGGGUUGCAAGAAGACACUAGUUGUCUCCAUACUCCCAUUGCUUCUAAACAGCAUAAUCAUCAUGAGAUGUGAAAAUCUCAUGGCAUUCAACACAUGAAACUUGCUGUACUUCGUCCAUUUAUGGCUUUUAGCCCAAGUAGGAAGUCAGUACGUAGUGAAGAACAUCUUAAUGUAGCCAAUUUCUAUUAAAAUAUUUCUGCAGUUAAUAAAUA